AUGUACUGUGUACCGUAUCUUGCCAAUGGCUCGGAUUGCCUUCGCUCCCUUGAUGUGCCAACUAUCCGUGGAAGCUUGAAACCCUCUAACAUACUGUUCUUGGACGGAUGUACCACUCUCGAGAUGAGUGACAUGGGGAAGUCGAAGGUUUUUGAAUCGAACAUGAGGGAAAUGCAGUUAUCGAAUCAGCGUCCCCUUUUCUCUACAGCACCAGAGGAGCGAUAUGAUGAAAUCUGCACUCGUUGGUCGAGGAAAGUGGAUAUUUACAGUGUGGUGGUUACAGCCUGGGAAAAGCUGACAAGAAAGUUGGACGAAGAAGUCCACUCGUAUCUACCAUUUCAGAAAUCGCGUGGACAACGACCAUCAGCGUCACACUUGAUUCGACCGCUCAAUUCCUUCAUGCGCAAUGUCUGUACAAAGAGUACCUCGCAGCUGUACAUUGCAUUCGAGAACGCGGAAUUGUCCAGUAUUUCUCCAAACGCCAGGGACUUCUCCGUCAGUGAACGCGAAUGUUGGAAGGCGCGUGGAGAUGUGGUUGCGAGAGUGAAGCAGAUGUCGCGGCACCGCUACGUGGGAGUUGCUGGGCUUUGGCGGGAUAUGGGGAACGUAAGCGUUCUGGACGUCAAUGGACAGCUGCGAGGAAUUCUUCGUGCAGACUUUGCGCAUGAUGAAAUCGAAGAGUCGAACCAAUUCUGCGGCCUCGUGGAGGGCGAUGCAACUUACAUCGACGUCUUCCGUCGGUGCCAAGAGGACUGCAUUGGCUUCAGUACAUUGGCGGGUGGAGGAGACACCCUCCAAGAAGUUAAGGACGGCUUUGAUUAUUGCAAGAAAAGCAGCAUCAAGAACUGCGGCUUAAGCCACUUCUAG
Echinococcus granulosus is the source of this 867-nucleotide messenger RNA. RefSeq lists its product as hypothetical. Gene Ontology annotation, biological process: protein phosphorylation. The coding region runs from base 1 to 867 and encodes 288 amino acids. The record is from RefSeq and is a predicted model, not a curated record. Gene Ontology annotation, molecular function: ATP binding; protein kinase activity. Lineage: Eukaryota; Metazoa; Platyhelminthes; Cestoda; Cyclophyllidea; Taeniidae. The transcript is spliced from 6 exons.